UUUAUAGGAUGAGUACCAGCUCAGGAAUAAAUGCUGAUGUGACAUCUACUGUGAAUCACUCUAUCAUCCCUGAUGAUAUGAGUGAUCCCUCGUCGUCUCUAGAUAGUCCUGGUUUUGAAGAUGCCGAUUUGCUUAGUUCAUCAAAUGUUGCUGAUGUUACUGCUCAGCUUGCUGCAGCCGGUCCUAUUGGGAUGGCUGCAGCUGCUGCUAUUGCUACUGCCAAAAAACGCAAGAGACCUCAUUCAUUUGAAACAAAUCCUUCAAUACGUAAACGCCAACAAACAAGGUUAUUAAGGAAACUGAAAGCCACAAUUGAUGAAUAUACUAUAAGAGUGGGACAACAAGCUGUUGUCCUUGUAGUCACUCCUGGCAAACCACAGAACAAUUUCAAAGUGUUUGGGGCACAUCCAUUAGAAAAUGUGGUAAGGAAUUGUAAAACUGUCAUAAUGCAAGAGCUAGAAUCAGCUUUAGCUCAACAAGCUCCACCUCAAACACAAGAUGAUCCUACUCUUCAUGAAUUGCCUCCAUUAGUCAUUGAUGGCAUUCCUACACCAGUUGAGAAAAUGACUCAAGCUCAACUUCGAACUUUCAUACCUUUGAUGUUAAAAUAUUCAACUGGACGAGGAAAGCCUGGUUGGGGUCGGGAAUCUACAAGGCCAGCAUGGUGGCCUAAGGAAUUACCGUGGGCAAAUGUCAGAAGUGACGCACGUACAGAUGAAGAUAAGCAAAAGGUUUCUUGGACUCAUGCAUUGCGUCAGAUUGUAAUUAAUUGUUAUAAAUACCAUGGGCGUGAGGAUCUUCUACCUGCAUUUACAAAUGAUGAUGAUAAAGAAAAAACCAAAGCUGCAAUACAAGCCCAAACAUCUGCUAUUGAAACUCUUGCAAGUGCUCAGGGAACUUUAUACGCUCAACCUUUAACAGCGCAUUAUCCAACCAUGGUUCAAACUAUCAGUAAUCCUGAUGGCACUGUGUCACUGAUACAAGUUGAUCCCACAAAUACUGUUGUUACUCUACCUGAUGGUACUCAAGCGCAGUUACGUACUGUGAGUGCGGUUCUUGGCUCUCAAGCUGAUGGAGAAAUAACUGCUGGAACACAUCAAGUCAAUGGCCAGACUGUUACACCUGUUAGUAUUGAUCUGAAUGGUGAAGCAGGAGCUCAGGCAGUUGCAACAUUAGCUGAAGCAACUAUAAAUCCUGAUGGACAAAUCAUUCUUACUGGAGAAGAUGGCACACAGAGUGCUUUUCCAGUCUCUGGUAUGGUGUCAAUACCUGUUUCUAUGUAUCAAACUGUAGUAGCCAACAUAAGCCAGCUCACAGAUGCACAUGGCAUUCAAGUUGCCAUGGCACCCAUAGUCACAGAAUCUAAUUCAGAGUCCCCAGUUAAUGUUACCUCGACCACAGAUAAUGUCAAUGUUUUGACUGCAGUCACAUCAUCAUCAGCACAAGUCUCAGAACAGAGUUAAUACCUCAGUGCUCAUUGAUUGAUCAUGAAUAUUCAUUCACCAUUAGUAAGAAUGCAAUGAUGUACAUUGAGUCAUCUUGCACGUGGUCUUUCUCAUGAUGUAUAUAUUUGUCGUCUUCACUUUGUACAGAACUUAUCUGCCAGAUUACUUCAGUAUUUGCUGUGUGCAUGUAAUACAUGUUGCAGUACUGUGAUUUUAAAAAGAUGUAACAAUUCUUGUUAAGGUAAGCAGAACCAUGCUGCAUAAAUACUGUAGUUAUAUUUCUGUGGCAUUGAAGGAAUUUGAGUCAUUUUAAACAUAAAUACUUAUCCAAGGAUAUGUAUGUGGCGUGCAACUGUACAUAUGUUUAGUUUGAAUAUAUAUUAUACCUGACUGGUUGAUUUUAUUUGUUAUUGUUUUCCAGAGUUUUCAGAAGUUAAAUUGAUCUCACAUUUUACUAGAAUAUUGCCCUCUUAUCUAUCUUUGUUGAUGUAUUUUAAACUAAUAAGUUGAAUAUGGCAGUUGCAUGAAUUUUUCUAGUUGUUUUCUUGUAAAAAUUAAUGGAUAUGCAAUUUUUAUAUAUUUGUUAUAAGUGGCUAUGAGGGUUUAAAAGUACUUUGUGAAUCACAAAUUUUUUAUUUGUGCAGAAUAUGAUUUUUUAAUACACUAAAUUUCUUUAACAAAUUUUUCAUAUUGUGUUAAAUAUAUAUGAUUUUUAAUUAUCAAAAACUUGGUAAAUUUAAGGGAAUUUUAUGUACAUAUGGCUGCUUAAUGAUAGUAAUUACUAUUAGUUACCCAGUUUUCUUCAUUUUGUUAUUUUUUAUUAAAUCAUGCUAUUAUAUCUAGCACAUCUGUUAGAAAGUAAUCCAUACAUGCUUCUGUUAAUCUAAAAAUGUACUCAAAAAGUUAUUAUGAAUUUUGCAGUUUUAGUGAUUUUUGAAUGUUUGUCAUUAAAAUAUGUGUAUAAAGUUUAAUUGAACUUGCAAGUUUUUUCCCUGCUCUGUAUCUUUUUUACAGAUUUUGUAGUAAAUGAAAAUAAGCAAACUCAAAUGUAAAAAACAAAAAUAUUGUUAUUGUCUUAAGUUAAGGAAAAAGCAAUUUUUGCUCAACUGAGAAAAAUAAUUAGAUAUUAAGCAUAUAUGUUGUGAAAAAUUUAUUUACUUGUAAAUUUAAGAGUGUCCCCCCAUAACAAUUCUGAAGCAUAUUUUAUCCAUGAAUAAAUAUCUAAUAACAGUGUAAUUGACUGAGUGACUAAGACUAGUGUUUUUUAUUGCAGCAACUGAAAGUAAACAUCUCCAUGCAUAAUAUGUACAUAUGUAAUAUAAAAUAUGAAUAUUGUGUUUUCUUGUGGAACAUAGUUUAUCACUCAAAUUAGAGUGUGAUAGGAAGGGGAGAGUGUUUUACGAGAUUCUAAUGAAAGUAGUCAAACAAUAAAUUUUCAAAUGGAUACGUGAUUUCCUCCAAUUCUAAAUAUCUGUAUUCUUUUUAAGAGAAAAAAUUCUUCCUUUACUCUUUUUACCACAGUUUGUUGAAAUUUGAAGGUUUUUUUUUUUUUUAAUUGGUGAUGUAAUUUCAAAUUUUGUUCAUAUAAUGAUAGUCUUGAAAAUUGUUUGGAAAUUAUUACAUAUAAUUUAGAUUAGCAGUAAAUUUGAUUUGAAGUGAUCGAAUUCUGAGUUUUACAAUGCUUUUUUCAUAUCAAAUAUCUAUAAUUUGUAUUCAUUUAAAAAUGUUAUUUUGUUUCUUCAUCUGUCUUUGAAAUAUUCAUUUUUUCUUUCCUAUAUCUCUUGAUGGCAUUUGAAGUUCUUUGCUGUUGAAAUAUACUAUUGCAAACAUGUUUAGUUAAGUCAGUAGGAAAACUGAAGUAAUGAUAAUAUUUGGAUAUACAUUUUAUUUUGAAUAAAAAAUUCUGUCCAUAUCUCUGUUCUUUUACAUAGAGUCAUAAUGGUGGUAUAUGUUUCAAGAAAAAUUUUGGCAGCUACAAUGAUUUAAAUGUAUAAAAUUAAAUUUCUGCAGAGGAAAACUUUAUUUUUGUUCAUCUCAACAUCUACAGUUGGUUAUUAAAAAUAUAUAUUUUUCUGUAUUAUGCAAGUAUCUGCAUAAUCAUAAUUUUUAUUAUAUUAUGAAUAAGUCUUCUGUGGCUGGAGGUGAAGAUUAUAAAUUAAAGAUAUCGUGUAUUAAAUGUAACUUAUUAUAAAGCUCCUGUAAUAAAAAAGUUUUAAAAAAAAUAUUUAAACUAUAGAUUAAAAUUAUUUUUUGGAAAUACAAUUUAAAAUAAGGUUUCCUUAGCAGUUUGCACAUUUGAUUUUUUUUUUCCCUAUCUGUAAUAUGUUAGAGAAUGGUUUUAUUAUUCUUCAUUUGCAUUAAUGGAAACGGUAAAUAUGUAUUUCUAUGUUGAUAGCAGAUACAUAUAUUAGUUACAACUUGAUUUAUUUGUCUCUGCAUCAAAUAAAGUUAUUUGUUUAGAUGUUUGUGUGGAAAACUAAAGAAAUUUAAUGCACGCAUAUUAAAUGCUUUUUAUGAAGAACAAUUUUUUAACCAUUUUGAUUGUAUUUUGCUAAAGACAACCAUAGACUACAAAGGUUCAUUAUUUCCUUUCCUAUUAAUACUUUGUAUUGUAAGCUGUUGCAAAAUUUCACACUGUUGAUUCACAUUUCAGGGCAGCAUACAUGAUUUUAUUUUAUGGCUUAAUUUGUAGAAUGGCUUAGAAUUUCUGCUACUAUAUUUUAUUAAUGUGCUGAGUGGAGUCUGAUGAGUGGUUAAUUAAGAUUGUGCAGCUUUCAAGUUCUUUUAAACGGAUCCAGUUAAUUUAAAGGCAUAUUUUUUAAUGUUUUAAAUUUUUAUAUAGCUUAAAUGAAAAAUAAUUUGAGUAUAAAAUUUUUCUCUUUUAAGCUCAGUAAAAUGUUUGUAUCUAUU
Stegodyphus dumicola is the source of this 4355-nucleotide messenger RNA. RefSeq names its product DNA-binding protein P3A2-like. The record is from RefSeq and is a predicted model, not a curated record. Gene Ontology annotation, molecular function: DNA-binding transcription factor activity. Lineage: Eukaryota; Metazoa; Arthropoda; Arachnida; Araneae; Eresidae. Gene Ontology annotation, biological process: regulation of transcription by RNA polymerase II.